This is a messenger RNA of Babjeviella inositovora NRRL Y-12698, 888 nucleotides long. RefSeq lists its product as uncharacterized. The coding region runs from base 69 to 791 and encodes 240 amino acids. The transcript has a single exon. The record is from RefSeq and is a predicted model, not a curated record. NCBI's taxonomy places the organism in Eukaryota, Fungi, Ascomycota, Pichiomycetes, Serinales.
GGUCAAUCAAACACUAUUUGUUCUUACAACUUUGAUAAACCUCAAAUCACUUUGCUAUUUGCACCAGGAUGCUCCUUCUCAGGCUCUUCCUUUCCCUUUUUCUCCUUGGCGUAGUCUAUGCUGCAAAGAAUGUGGAGAUAAAGGACGUUCCCCGAGUCAGGAGCCUGGCCCCAAGAAAAUCAGAAACUUACUUUGAAAAUGUCCGCAAAACAAGAGGAUACGAAAAAGCCUCGUUCAAGAAAUUCAGAUUGCCCUCCUCGGAGGUGCAACUGGCGCGCGAUAAACAGGAAUACGUUGACCUGUGCUACAGAGAUGCCGUCAAGUACAACAUCCAGCAGAUCUACGAGGCAUCUAUUAACCUCGAAUCCAUCUGUCACUACAAUAUCGACCAUAAGAAUAAAGUUUUUGCGUACGAUACCUCCAGGGAAUUCUCCUUCUACGUCGAGCCCAGAGAGAUCUUGGAUGCCCGUGACAUUGAGUACAUCAGAAAGCAAGCAGUACAAACGACGGGUUUGUCCGAACUCUCUAGCGAAUGGAAAGACUAUAAGGGUGUGUGUGAGUUGACUCCGGGACAGGUUGGCAAGCUAGAGUUCGAUGCAACCCUUGUUAUUGUAUCCGUCGAGUACUCUGUAGAUAAAAUAGCAGUGUGCGACGACGUGGAUAAUAUUGAAAAUGCGGAGAUGGGGUACCUCACAGUGGGAUUUCCGGUAGGGGAUCUGGCACGGUUUCAUUGCAAAACCGGCAAGCAAUAUUGUCCGAGCAAGGAGGUUUAUUUGAGAUUUAACAAAUAAGGAGGGGUAUACUUCGUACAUAUUGAGGACGAAAGAAUUAUUUACAUAUAUAUCUGCGAUUUUAAAUUUAUUGGACAUUGAAAUAUAUACAAUAAAA